CCCUACGUCGGAUUCUCUCAGCUUAAGUCCGGCCAUGGUGUGCAGCGUGUUGUGGGUCGGUUGCUCCGAUUUUGGUCUGCUCGCAACGUCAAAAAAGAAGGCCAACUGAUGGGCGUUGACCUCCUCCUCAUAGAUGAAUCGUCUACAUUAAUGCAAGGUUCGAUUCACCUCCACCACCUCUCAACAUUUGAGCCACUGCUACAUGAGGGAUCAAUGUAUGUUAUCACUGGGUUCGAAGUCACCAGGAGUAACCACCGAUUCAAGAUGACCGACUUCAACCUCUCCAUCCGCUUCAAUGAGAGGACUUCAUUGGUCCAAAUUCAAGAAUCUUUCUGCAACAUACCAACUGAGCUUUUCCGCUUCCACUCUCAUCAAGAACUUCCCUCAAUACACAUCAUCGGCCAAGUCUGCACAACAAAAGCAUAUCGCAAUGAAGCUACAGAAGCCUUGGAAAGAAUGUUGGUCCACCUCUGUCUCGAAAGCGGUGAGAAAGUCUGGCUCAGUGCUUUUGAUGCACACGCAACCUCACUGAACCAGAUCUUUGGCACCAAAGAAGCUGGGACAUGUGUGAUGUUAGCCACUAAUAUUAAUCCGAAGUAUUUUGGAGGUGAGUUAUAUCUGAAUGCAACAGCCGCCACAAAAUUCUACUUUGACGAUGAGAUGGAGGCUACGAGAGGUUUCCUGCCAAGGUUGACGAGCAACUACAAAGACGGGAUCCAAUCUCUUGAGAUAUAUCAUGGGGUCCAAAAGAUUGAACAUCUUACCAUUGCGGAACUCAACGACUUUCUGAUCAAGUCAAACCUCAAAGAGGCCGAGUUCUUAUGCACUGCCACCGUUGUUGAUAUUCUCUCCACUAACGGAUGGAGUUACAUAUCAUGCUCCAAAUGUGCUAAGAAGAUGACCAGAGAGCAAACAACCCUAACAUGCAACAACUGCCACUCCAUCGAUGCCGUGGGAGAUGUCAAAUAUCGAGUGGAAUUGGUUGUGGAUGAUGGUACUACCGGGUCAGUUUUUGUAGCUUUUGACAAAGACAUGGUGAAAUUGACAAAUAUGCAGGCUUCACAAAUUGUCACGGAACAGGAUGACACACAUCUAAAUAACAGCGCCCUUCCACAGCAAAUCCUCGACAUUGUUGGAAAGAAAUUCACAUUCCACAUCAAACUUACCUCAUUCAAUUUCACUACUCACCAUCGGUCAUUCACAGUCUCACGUAUAUUUGACAAGCUUCAAGAUGCCCCAAAGCCUACCUUUGUUGAAAAGCAGCCGGUUCAUGUAAACCUGGGAACCAAUAGCCCUGCCUCCACAAGGGUCGUCAUC
Thlaspi arvense is the source of this 1317-nucleotide messenger RNA. NCBI's taxonomy places the organism in Eukaryota, Viridiplantae, Streptophyta, Magnoliopsida, Brassicales, Brassicaceae. The record is from the annotation of a GenBank genome assembly.